AUGGUGGACACCAAACGCGUACAGAGGGAAUUGACCCAAAUAGAGAAAGAUAAGAAUUUAACAGGAGUAAGCAUUAAAGUUUUUGAGGAGAAUGAUAUGUCACAUCUGUGUGGAACAAUUGCAGGCCCCAUGGACAGCCCUUAUGAACAGGGCUCCUUCCAGAUUGACAUCCGUUUGCCAGAAGGGUAUCCAUUUGAGCCACCAAAGAUGCAAUUUAUAACAAAAGUUUGGCAUCCCAAUAUCAGUAGCCAAAAUGGUGCAAUAUGCCUGGAUAUCUUAAGAAACGAGUGGAGCCCAGCUCUAACCUUGAAAACCACAUUAAUUUCUCUACAAGCUUUGCUUUCAACACCUGAACCUAAUGAUCCUCAGGACGCCAUGGUGGCACGGCAAUACUUGAAUGAUUAUCCAAAAUUCUUGGUCACUGCACGUCAUAGGACACAAUCUUUUGCAAAGAGGAGAGUACUAGGAAUGGAAGAAAAGGUAUCGAAGUUCGUUGAAAUGGGGUUUGAUGAGAAUGCAGUCAGAAAUGCUCUACAGCAGUUGAGAGGGGAUGAAGAUAUGGCACUUGAGAAGCUAUGCAGUGGCUAA
Messenger RNA from Cryptomeria japonica (Japanese cedar), 588 nucleotides. RefSeq names its product ubiquitin-conjugating enzyme E2 27-like. Gene Ontology annotation, biological process: proteasome-mediated ubiquitin-dependent protein catabolic process; protein polyubiquitination. The record is from RefSeq and is a predicted model, not a curated record. The coding region runs from base 1 to 588 and encodes 195 amino acids. The transcript has a single exon. Gene Ontology annotation, molecular function: ubiquitin conjugating enzyme activity; protein binding. Gene Ontology annotation, cellular component: nucleus. Lineage: Eukaryota; Viridiplantae; Streptophyta; Pinopsida; Cupressales; Cupressaceae.